AUGCCUGCGCUACCGGCAACAGACAGUCAGGAUGGCAGCAACGUCCAGGAAGCACAAGCCUGUGGUGAACGCGAAAUUCCCGGGCCGCGGACUCAAAGACCUCUGACUCGAGAACAAGCUUCUGGCCACACAGGGGUUCGAUACUCCGUCGCUCAACGAGUCCAGACGCUGACAUUACUAUCGGUCGGAUUUUCGCCGCAACAAGUUGAGAACUUGAUUCGAGUGCCAGCCACGCAGGCCAGGAGGAUUUUCGAAAAGGCAACAAAGCGUGGUUAUCGUCCGCAGGAGGAUCUUCGAAUUCUUGAUCAUUACGUUGAAGAUGGAGUGAGGACAGGGAGACCUAAGAAAGAUACUAACGGGGUUGAACAACCUACGGACAUGAAUGACGAGGUCGAUCGGCGGGUUCUGGCGCUCGUUGAAGAGGACAGCAGCCCUGGAGAUCAGGUGGAGAGAAAUCCAGCUCGGUAG
This is a messenger RNA of Fonsecaea multimorphosa CBS 102226, 468 nucleotides long. RefSeq lists its product as uncharacterized. The record is from RefSeq and is a predicted model, not a curated record. The transcript has 2 exons. The coding region runs from base 1 to 468 and encodes 155 amino acids. NCBI's taxonomy places the organism in Eukaryota, Fungi, Ascomycota, Eurotiomycetes, Chaetothyriales, Herpotrichiellaceae.